Messenger RNA from Myodes glareolus (Bank vole), 2051 nucleotides. Lineage: Eukaryota; Metazoa; Chordata; Mammalia; Rodentia; Cricetidae. The record is from RefSeq and is a predicted model, not a curated record.
AUGAAGAUCAUUCCUCGGGGAGGAAUGGAUGCCAGAGACAAGCAGGUGCUCCGCUCACUGCGUUUGGAGCUGGGUGCUGAGGUUUUGGUGGAAGGGUUGGUUUUGCAGUACCUCUACCAGGAGGGGAUUCUGACAGAAAACCAUGUUCAAGAAAUCAAGGCUCAAACCACAGGCCUCCGGAAAACAAUGCUGUUGUUGGAUAUCCUGCCUUCCAGGGGCCCCAAGGCAUUUGAUACCUUCCUAGAUUCUCUCCAGGAAUUCCCCUGGGUGAGAGAGAAGCUGGAGAAGGCAAGAGAUGAAGCCACGACUCAGCUGCCCGCUGCAGUAUGCUCUGGGUCCUGAUGGAUUUCUUGCUGAUUUUUUAAGAAAAAUUCUGCCCGGGCUUUAAUCUAAAGGAACGGAUGAAUACUGCAAAUUCAGAAAAUUGCAGUAUUUCUGAGGACGAGCUUUCGCUUUUCUGCCAUUUUCUGUGCUUUGUUUCUUCCUCACCAUAAAGGAGACACCACCCAGCCAGUGAAGCCCGAAACAGAUCCGGCUCAGCGGAACGUUGAAACCCAACGAGCUUCAAGUGCAUUUGAAAGCGCCAUUACCUGGACACGUUUUUAGGCUGGAGAAAAGACUGGCUGUCUAUUAAGUGACAGUCGGGCUCCUCAGCAUCCCGGUCCAGGAUGAAUAAAGGCACCUGGUUGUGGGUGAGUGGGUGGCAAUAGCCACUGCUCUACCCAAACGUGCUACCCAGCAUCCAUUGCUUCAUUUUUGGGACGGCACAGGGGCCGAUACUGAAUCCAGCUUGCUCUUUGCCUCUGUUGGAGGUGUAUGCCUGACUCUCUUGAGUCAGUUGAUAAUGACGUUGAAGGGGGACCAGAAGCUCAGAGGAGGCGCGUGGUCAGCCAGGAAGGGAUGAGUCAGUGACGACCCAUGGGCCACAGAGACCGACUCUCACAUAUUUGGGAGUUGAACUGGACUCUGCGUUAGAGACCUUUGCUGAGCGUUGGGUGGUAGUGUUUAGAAUUUGUUUAGAACUGCUGACGAUGGCGUGCACGUGGCACAAACGCUUGGGGCUUCUUUCUCCUGUUCCCAGUCCCUCGGUUCCUCUUUGCAGAGCCUGUGCUGCUCAUCGCCUAGAAACUUCCCCAUAAUUAAUGUCAACUUUUUGAUAAUGUAGUUGAUGGAUAUUUCAUAAAAAUAUGUAUCCUGUUUCCAGAAGUAAAACUUCACAGAGAAGAGGGGCUGAGUCAAACAGGAGGAAACCAGCCUUUCUGGUCUGUUUUCUCGGGCAAGCACCCCUAGUGCUGUUUGCUCCCCCAGUGUAUACUCACACCCUGAUUGGAAUAUCAGUGACUACACAGCCAGCCCUUUGAGACCAGUGCCGAAGAUUACUGACUCCACAGCUCUUUAAUCUCCAUAGCCACACGGUGGCCCGGCCUUCUUACAGCUGAGGAAGCCGGGACUCAAGGCUUAGAGGCCUCGUAGCAAGUAGGGUGUAAAGCUGACUCCCGAGCCAGAUCCUUCCCCACCUGCUAGUCAUGGGACCUUGGAUGAGUGACUGUAAAGUUAGGACUAAAUAACGUACUUGUUCUACGUUUUCAGUGAACCACAUGGGCCCAAAGCACUUAGGAAGUGGCCAGUCCAAAGUCAACACACUGGACACGGUGGCCUGUCUCAGCCCCACACUUUAUCAGAGCUCUCCUCCCUUUUCCUAGACCGGCAGUGCAGUCAGGGUCUGGGGCUCUUCCAUCUUGGGAUCUUGAAGGCGAGGCAGAGGGCAGUGGGUUGAGUAAGAUGCUCGGCUGUGAUCCCUGCUGCUUGUGUGACUGCCUCAGCAGGAUAGAAGCCAGCCAUGUUCCAUGCCCUCUGUUGAUGCCUUAGGGGGUAUCUUAUUAUGUACUUUUAAGAUUUCUCUUUUUUCCUUUCUGUUUUUUUUUCUUCUAAAUUUUUCAUGGGAGGGGGAUUAUAACAAUUUUUCUUCCUGAUUAUGAAACUUUUUGUAUGAAUUGUGUGUGUGUGUGUGUGUGUUGACAAGAAAUGUCAUUAAAAUAUUUUAAAAAUUA